Molecule: messenger RNA, 808 nt
Organism: Spirometra erinaceieuropaei
Lineage: Eukaryota; Metazoa; Platyhelminthes; Cestoda; Diphyllobothriidea; Diphyllobothriidae
Source: the annotation of a GenBank genome assembly
AUGAGGACAGGUAUAGACCGAGUCCACAUUACUAUAGGUGGUGGCGAUGAUGAUGAUGAUGAUGAUGAUGAUGAUGAUGAUGAUGAUGAUGAUGAUGAUGAUGAUGAUGAUGAUGAUGAUGAUGAUGAUGAUGAUGGUGAAGUUGCUGGUGGUUGUAGGGGUGUCGGGAGCAUUUUACUCGGUGGCAGAGAUGGUAGAGGUGGCGGUGACCGUCGGCGGUGUGCGCGGAGAUUCGGAGUAACGUUGGGGAGGGCGGACGCCGUCAUGGUCGGUCCAGGGGUUAGAGCAGGGGCGGUCAUGCAGGCAUCAGUUGCGGUUGUCAGGCGAUUGGUGUACCGGCGAAUCCGAUCCGGGCGCGCAAUGUUCGCUGACAGCGCGGGCGUGUUGGGUGGGGUUGAGUGACGAUGUUGCGGAUCAGAGGCGUCUAAGACUUGCGAGUUUACCUCUAGGCUUUGUCGCCUCUCAGAUUGCUAUGCCAGUCUUCACUGCUUUUUGCCAGGCCGGCCUGUUUUGGGCCAGGUCCCUGGAUUAAAGUGCGGUCGCUUCAUAGAUUUCUUCAGAGUGUCCUUGUGGUUUCGUUUUUGUCCUCCCAGUCGGCAAGCAUUCAAAGCGACAUCUCCGCAAAAGAGGGCGCAUAGUCCGCCCUCACGAGUUGGCCGCUCUAUCGCAGUUGCAGUUGUCUUAGCAUAGCGUGAAUGCUGAGAAUCCCCGUUCAUUCCAAGACUUCCGUAUCCGGGAUCCUGCCCUGCCAUCUCGAACUCAGUAUUCUGAGGAGGCAGUUGAGAUGGAAUUGACUGAGUUCCCUUGA